Molecule: messenger RNA, 2984 nt
Organism: Mytilus californianus (California mussel)
Lineage: Eukaryota; Metazoa; Mollusca; Bivalvia; Mytilida; Mytilidae
Product: ceramide synthase 5-like
Exons: 12
Coding region: 605-1801 (398 amino acids)
Biological process (GO): ceramide biosynthetic process
Cellular component (GO): membrane
Molecular function (GO): sphingosine N-acyltransferase activity; DNA binding
Source: RefSeq, a predicted model, not a curated record
UUGAUAAUCAAAUAAAAUUGUAAGUUUGUAUGGAAAUAAAAACCACACAUAAGACUACUUUUAAGCAUAAAAUGAAUAAUUUAUACAUUCACAUCGGUACAGUAACAAGUAGUAGAAUUAUACUAAUUAAUAUCAUUGAUUGAUCAGAUAGUUAACAAUCCAUACUUGAUAUUACUGUUUGAGGCAUGACAUCGCAAAAUUGUUCUGCUCCUGUUUUUCUAUUGUCCUAAACUACAUUUUACAGCUCCAAAGCACUGACAGUGUACAUCAAGCAAUCAAUACCUACACAUUAUCACUCUUGUUUAUUUCACAUGCUACAUCACACACACAAGGUUCUUUCUAUGUCACACAUUCCCAGGUAUCCACAAAUAUCGCUGUCCAUCUCCUAAGGGAUCACAUGAUGACUUGAUACGAAGAGUAACUUUAGUACAAAAAUAAUUACUGUGGGACCGUAACUGUGAUGGAUGUAUUCAUAUUUUCUUCUUCUUCCAGUUUAAAGAAAGGAAAUCCAGAUCAUUACCCAGAAAGUCUAUAUAAAAAUAGAGAGACAAAUCUGUUGUUCUGAAAAAUUACCACUUUCUUAUAAGUGAAAAUAAAGAAAAAGAUGUUCGAAACAUUGAACAAACAGAUAAACUGGUUGCAACCAAGCAUAAUGCGACCAGAGGAUGAAGCAGAACUACCAACCGGAAGCUAUGUUCCAAUUCUCUCUGACAUAAUACUUCCGUCCUUUGCCAUGGCGAUUUCUAUGUUUGUACUACGAAAAUUGUUUGACAGGUUUAUCGUGUUGCCGUUUGGAGCUUACUUUGGAGUUAGUGAAACAGUCGUAAAGCAACAUUAUAUUCGUCAACCAGUGUUAGAAUCAGAAUAUAUAAUAAACAAGUCUCCUAAAGAUGACGUAAUUUUGAUUUUAUGUAAGAAAACUGGUAUGACGGAAAGACAAGUACAGGUUUGGUUCAGAAAAAGACGUAAAGAAAACCAGGCCUCUGAUUUAAAAAGACUAAGUGAUGCUGGGUGGUCGUUUAUUUUUUAUGCUUUGUUAUCAUGGUAUGGACUUUAUGUCUUGUGGGACAAACCAUGGUUUACAAGUUCAAUGGAUUGCUGGAUAGGAUGGCCUGCACAGGCAGUAACUGACGAUGUUUAUUGGUAUUAUUUGAUAGAGCUUGGAUUCUAUAUGUCGUACCUAUAUAUGAUAUUUACUGACCACAAAAGAAAGGAUUUUAUGGAAUUUUUAGUUCAUCACAGCGUAACAGUAGCAUUAAUGAUAUUAUCUUGGUCUAUAAAUUGUGUACGCAUCGGAACAUUAGUAUUAGUAAUACACGAUCAAGUGGAUUAUUUUUUAGCUUUGGCAAAAAUAGCUGUUUAUAUUAAGAAACAAACAAUGGCAGACAUUGUUUUUGCAAUAUUUCUUCCUAUGUGGAUAGUAACAAGACUUAUGGUUUAUCCAUAUGUAGUAUUAUAUUCUAUAUAUAUAGACCUUCCAGCUUAUGCUAAUGAUAGUCGGCCAUAUAUACAAAUGCAUGAUAGAAGUACCAUUGGACAAGUUUUAAAAUCUUUAUUGGUAGUUUUACAAAUACUCCAUAUCAUGUGGACGAUAAUUAUUUUGAAGUCAGCAGCAACAAAAUUCACAAAAGGAAAGCUGCAAGACACGCGUAGUGAUACGGAAGAAGAGGAUGGAAACGAGGCUAACACCGAAACAAUAGACAAUAAACGUAAUUUUAAAAUAUCAAACGGAAAUGCUGUAAAUGGCAAAGAUGGUAAUAUGGAAGCAAAUGGAAAUAGCUAUAGCAAUGGGAGGACUUAAUUCCUCAAAUCAGAAUACUCUGUUAUUUCAUUAUUUUGUAUGCAACUGUAAUUUUAUGCCAUGCAAUGUUCUAUGAUAUGCCAUAUAAACUACACAAAAUAACUUCUUUAGAAUAGAAAUAUUUUUUUUAUAGACUAAAUAUCAGUUUUUGCAAUUAUUUUUUAUUAUUAUUAAAUUUUUAUAGUUACAUCAUACACAUGCUUUAAUAAUUCCAAUCAAAAAUUGAUGUAUUACUUAUUUAUUCAAGGGGCAUUAACUACGAAUUAGACAAAAAAAUGAAAUAUGAUUUUUUUUUUGGUUUCAAACAUUCAUAAAAGCGGAAUGUUGAAAUAACAUUUCGCUAUUAGCAGUCAACAUCGCUGACAUGUAUUAUUGACUUGCACCUCAUUUAAAUCCGUAUUCAUGCAAACUUUAAUUUGACCUUCAGAGGAGAUGGUAUGCAUAUGUAUUCAGCAUAUAGUUCAUUAAUUAAAAAGAAAAGAAUGUGAACAUUGAAAAGUGAAACAAGGGCGCAUCAGAAAUAACAAUUUCGUAGACUUAUCCGGACCACAAAAAAUCAUUUUGAUACAGGCAAUACGAUGAUAUAUAUGUAUUUUUAAUCUAUAACAUGAAAUCAAACAGACCUAGAAAUAUCGUCAUUAUACGAUUGCUCGUACUUGACUGUCUAUUUAUAUUUUUAUUUAUGUUAAUAUUAGGUUAUUUUUUGCAUUUGGAUCUUUUGUAAUUUGGAUAUACGUUUCAGUAUGUUAACUUAAAACUAAAAUACAAGAAUUUGUCACGAGUCAAAUCGGUGAACAUGAAUUAUACAGCUAAUGCCCCUUUAAUAAUUCCAGGCCAAAAUCGUUUGAAAGACACACGUUUUGGUGUUUAAUAAUGAUAUAUAUUGAUGUUUCACUUCUUUAUUCAAAAGCAAUAUUUUCGACUGAAAUACAACUUGGAGAUUAAGGAAGACCUUUUUUUACAUGUUACUAUUAGAAAAUGGGUGAUUGGGGGAUCUAAUAUUAGGUCCCAGUGUGACUGAAAUGUAUAAAAGACCUGCUUUUGAUUGAUGCAUUUACAUUUUUGCAUAUUCAUUUUUUAAUGUUAUCUUUAUUUUAAUCAUUAUCAAUUAUUUGUUUUUUUCCAUGGUGUAUAAAUUCCAAUUGCAGUUGAUUGGAAAAAUAUAAAAUACUGAAGAAAUAUA